Messenger RNA from Blumeria graminis f. sp. triticale, 2295 nucleotides. NCBI's taxonomy places the organism in Eukaryota, Fungi, Ascomycota, Leotiomycetes, Helotiales, Erysiphaceae. The record is from the annotation of a GenBank genome assembly.
AUGGGAAAAAGCAUCAAGAAGUCGACUCGAAAAUUCGAGAGAAAUCAGCUAAAAGAUACAAUUGAGAGACGGAAGGCUGGCGCAAAAAUCAAACAGCGACAACAGGUAAAGGCUAAACGGAAGGCUAGGAAUGCUGAGCAGGAUCCCAGCCAGUGCUCAGCAAGCGAUGUUCCUGCCUCCACUCAGAAUGAUUCCACUACUGCAAUGGAUGUUGAUGAGUUCUUUCAAGGUGGUUUCCAGAUUCCCGAAAAAUUAACGAAAAAAACCUCUAAAAAGACUGAAAAGCAGCUUGGCAAACGAAAACGCCUUGAUCCAGAGCAGAAAAAGGAAAUACUAUCUGAAGAUUCCUGUGAGGAGUCACAAUUCCUUGACGUGGAAGAGGGUGAUGAUUCUAGUGAAGAAGAGGAAAUUGGAAUGAACAAAAAUGCCAUGGAAAGUCUCGCAGAGAAGGACCCUGAAUUCUACAAAUAUCUCAAGGAAAACGACCCUGAGACGUUGGAUUUCGACGAAAAUGCAGACUUGGCCGAGGUCGAUGAGUUGAGUGCGGGCGAAGAAGAAGAGCAGCCGAAGAAAAAACGUAAAAAGUCAAAGUUACCUGAAGAUAACGAGGAAGAAGUCGGCGAAGAUUUAGUAGACUCUUCUGAAGUUACAUUGGCGAUGGUAUCGAAAUGGACAAAAGCUAUGACCCAACAAAACUCUCUACGUGCUAUGCGACAGGUUGUAUUGGCAUUUCGGGCUGCAGUUCACAUCAACGAGGAGGACGCGAACAUCUACAAGUAUUCGAUUUCAAGCCCUGAAGUUUACCAUGAGCUACUUCUUACGGCCCUCAAAAAUAUCCCCUCCGUCCUUCAGCAUCAUAUACCGGUGAAAGAAUCUUCUGGAAAAGUCAGGGUUUCAACUGAUGGCAAGAAAUUUAAAACCUUAACUCCACUCUUAAAAUCUCAUACAUCAUCCGUAAAUCACCUGCUCACAACUCUCUCGGAUGCUUCGACUCUUCAAACAACCCUCUCUUCCACUAUUCUACUCUUACCAUACCUCCUUUCAUUUAAAAAGCUUCUCAAAAAUAUAGUUAGAACCGUAGUCGAUAUUUGGUCUGAAGCCUCUAGUUCCGAGACAUCUAGGAUAACCGCCUUUCUGGUAAUCCGUCGACUAGCAGUUAUUGGCGAUCCAGGAUUACGGGAAGCUGUCCUGAAGACAGUCUACCAAGGGCUUAUCAAGGGAAGUCGUAUCACUACCCUACACACCAUUCAAGCGAUCAAUUUAAUGAAGAAUUCUGCUGCAGAAUUAUGGGGCCUGGAUCCAUCUGUAGGUUAUGCCACUGGUUUCUUGUUCAUCCGGCAACUGGCCAUUCACCUACGAAAUAGCAUCACUAAAAACCAAAAAGAGUCAUUCAAGACUGUCUAUAAUUGGCAAUAUAUUCACUCUCUAGAUUUCUGGUCUUGUGUACUUUCUGAACACUGUUCACCUAUAAAGGAAGCAGUGGCCGGUAAAGCGUCGGACCUAAGACCCCUAAUAUACCCUGCCGUCCAAGUCACGCUAGGUGCUCUCCGCUUGAUUCCCACAGCGACGUACUUUCCGCUCCGAUUUCAUUUAACUCGAUCCUUACUCCGCCUCUCCCGAGCAACCGGAACCUACAUCCCUCUUGCUUCUCCUAUCCUCGAAGUCCUCAACUCUAAUGAAAUGAAAAAGCCUGCCAAGCCUUCAACCCUCAAAUCAUUUGAUUUUGCCUACAACUACAAAGCACAAAAGUCAUAUCUACGGACGCGAGUUUAUCAGGACGGCGUUGGCGAGCAGGUUGUCGAACUCUUGUCUGAGUUUUUUGUCUUAUGGUCGACCAGCAUAUCUUUCCCCGAAUUAUCACUAGCGGUGGUCCUAAUGCUAAGGCGUUGGCUCAAGGAGGUCGGAACCAGGGGAAAGAGUAAUAAAAAUGUUAAAGUUAGUGGUAUGGUGACGCUCCUUGUUCAGAAGCUCGAGGCGAAUGAAAAGUGGAUUGAAGAGAGACGUUCCAAAGUCGAGUUCGCACCAAACAACCGGGCUGGAGUCGAAGGAUUCCUGAAGGGAUUUGAAUGGGAGAAAACGCCACUUGGUGCAUUUGUCGCGGGUCAGCGAAAACAACGUGAAGAAAAGAAUAGGUUAAUAGAGGCAGCAAGACGAGAAGAAGGGAAGAAACACGAGAAGGUCGAGCGUAGCAAUGUGAUCAUGGAUGACACUGAUAACGAUCUAGAAAGUGAUGAUGAUUUAGAGAAUGGUGAUCUUGAACUAGACGCAAGCAGCAGUGCAAGCGGAGAGGAAUAG